GGUUGCAGCUAUUUCGUGGUUCCCGUGGUUCUCCUGUUGGGUACUAUGCGCUUGCUUCUGGUGAUCUUCUCACGAUCAAGAUCCAUAACUCGGUCGUAGCUGCUACACCUAGACCCACUUCUAGUUGGAGAUCUUGGAUGAACGACAGAACUUAUCGGUAUCGUUCUUUUCAUCUAUUUUGAUCUGCGAUGACAAAUCGGAUGUAGGGUCCGAUUCAAGAACUACCCCGAGCGCAUCAUAGUACAACAGGACUACUAGAAGUACUACUUGAAGUCCUCGUGCUAAAAAUGACUCACUUCUCGAGAACAUUUCGUUACUUGUCGCGGGAACGACCAACUCGCCUCGUGCGUUCUUGCACCACGACAACUACUUCGGCCGCGCGUGGAGGUUCUGUUCAUGAUUUAACGACCAGGGUGAAGACCGUACUCUGCUCCGUCCGGGCAUUCACAGCUGCGAACAACGCGACUUCUAGUACAAAGAACUCGUCGACCGGGCAUGAUCAUCUUCAUGGUAGGUACAACAAAGAGAGCGAACAAUCUCUCUUCUCCACCUCAUCAGCAACGCCUGCUGCUCCCGCCUCCUCACCUUCGCUCUUUCCACCGGCGUUUGCGCCGCCUGACGAUGCGGAUCGAGGACACGAUGUUGGUCAACGACGUGUCGAUUUGGACAAACAGACGCAAGUAGAACCGAGACAUCACCAGCACCCGAAGUUUUCCUCUGGCGUCCCUACCCCGAAGCUGACCGAGAAGCAGCUGAAAGGAACAAUAGCUACGACCUCGGCAUCAAGCAGUCCUCUCGACAGCUGCGCGGGUGGAACAGGUGGGAUUCUGAGGAAGUUGUUUUACGAAAAAGUAACGAUAGUCGGGUCGGCGGCCGCGGCAGCUUCCAGUUCUGCGUCCAGCAAAAAGGUGUACAAGAUUUUCCUGGAGGACCGUGAGCUGAAAACGUCCAACAACAAAGUCCUGGAGAUUCCAAGCCUGGAGCUUGCGAAACUGGUGCAGCUUUCAAAUGUAAAAAUGUCUGGGUCUGGAAACUUGUGAUGCUGCGCUGGGAAUAGUGAAUGCUCUGUAAUGCACAGCCAAGCAUGAGAAAUAUCUGCGCUUCUUUGUGUUGCGUUUUUCGCAUGACAAACUGCGUUUUUGCAUGACAGGCAAAAGGACCUCUUCUUGGACACGCAUCACAAACUUUUUGGUCAUGCCAGACAAGCAUGACAAACCUCGCAAUCUUCCAGACCCAGACAUUUUUACAUUUGAUAGCAGCGGGAGUGGCUGAGCCAGAUCGAGGAACAGGAGGAUAAAGUGGAAGAUAAUAAUAUCCUGAGUAAAAACGUACCCACACCAGAGUUGUAAUGCAAAUCUGCAUGCUGAAAAUGUUUCUCAUGCGGAGCUCCAUGAGAAGCAUUCUCUAGUCGUGUUUUGCAAUUUGUCAUGCUCCAAUCAGCAUGGUAUGCUAGAUCUGUGACGCUGCUGAGCUAGCUCAAACAGCACUACACUACGAAUCCAAAUUUGUCAUGCAAAACGGUCAAAACUUGUGGAUUUGUCUAGCCGAUUCCCCAUCUUGACUCUGGUGUGGGUACGUUUUUACUCAGGAUAAAUAAAGUAGAAGGGGAUCAUCUGCAAAAAGCUCAUAAAGUAGAAGCGGAGCAAAAUAAACCUCUACCUCAUGCUGGUCGAGGAAUGAAGAUGGAAGCUCGUAGUUGUAUCUCACCAAGCGUAAGCGAAAGAGGUGACGAUGUUGAAAGCAGGUCUGCGUCCUCUACGUCCUCGAGGAAAAAAAAGCUCGACAAGAUGGCCGUCCGCAUCAAGCCCGACACCAUGCCUUUUCACACGCUCUUGUGCACGGCCAUCGACCAGAUAACGCCACUGAGCGACCACGACGUGACAGAACAAGUCGUUGCAAGCGAAAACGAAAGUACCACGUGGCCGGCAACUUCUAGUACUGCGGUAACAAGUAGAACUGGUGCUGCCUCCAGUCCUUCUUGUGCUAGCAGCACAUUAUCACCCUUCGUAGAGGAGGUGGACCGCGUCCUGAAGUAUCUCGAAUCCGACACCAUUUUGUUCACUCUGGAUGAUGAUUCAACUUCUACUUCGGACUCAAUUUCCGCUGAAGGCGGAAAUUCUACUUCUGAUUGUAGUUCUGCCGAGGACCAGACCCAGAUGACGAGCAACGAGAGCUCCACCAGCUCCUCCAUUUCAACAACUUUCAGCACCACCAACCACCGGCAGCUCGCGGAAAAGAUGGCACAACAGUGGACGCCGAUGCGGAAGAAGUUUUGCGAGAAAUACGGCGUUCACGUCCAGCCCUUCGCGAACACACUGAAUAUUCUGGCAGAGGACGAGAGCACUGCGGUCAAUGAGAAAGCGAUUUUGCAAAUGCGGGACCGCCUUUUGCUCGGUGUAAAGGAAGAAGUAGUGAAAGACGAUCAUGCAGCUGCAGUUGGUGAUGUUUAUCUUGAAAACACAACAACAGUCAGGCAGUCGACGUGCAUGUCACACUGGAAGCUGACCGCCCUCACAGUGGCGGUGCAGAAUCUGAAAUCGUUCAUUCUCGCGCAACUGUUGGUCGACGACGAAAUUUCGGUGGAGAAAGCGCUGGAGUGCUCGAUGCUGGAGGAAUACCACCAAAGGGAAUUCUGGGGUGACGACGGUAUGUGGCUGGACUUGUUGAGCGGCUUUUUGUCCAUUUGUUCGUGUUCUUGUCCGGUUGUAGUUGUAUGGCAGCGGGUCGUUUUGCAUGAUGUCCUACAUCUAGCAGUAUUUUCGACGCCAGGAGACGUUGUAGCUAGAAGCCACGUUUACUCGUCGCGUAUGCAUGUUCAUGUUGUUCAUUUCGUACGAGGGCACGAAAUUGGAAAAAGCCAUCAAGUUUUCCAUACGAUAGACAAUCCGUCUUUCGAAGAGCAACGGCAAUCGCAGCUGCUGUGGCUGCAGGCGUGCCAGCAGUUUGCGAAACUGAUGCCAUGAGCGGGGGUUGAUGUCGUGUGUUGACGCAAUCGGUGGCGGUGUCGCUGUAGAGGUCGAAGAGGAUUUAUUUUCGUGUGUAGAUGCUAAAAAGUACAAAUGCCCGGCCUUCUCAGGCACUACACCAAUGACAAUGUCUUUACCAACAUGCUGUACCUGAUAAUGAAACUCAAUCAUUAAUAAAAU
This is a messenger RNA of Amoebophrya sp. A120, 3146 nucleotides long. The record is from the annotation of a GenBank genome assembly. NCBI's taxonomy places the organism in Eukaryota, Dinophyceae, Syndiniales, Amoebophryaceae.